This is a messenger RNA of Monosiga brevicollis MX1, 2139 nucleotides long. RefSeq lists its product as uncharacterized. Gene Ontology annotation, molecular function: GTPase activity; translation initiation factor activity; GTP binding. The transcript has 6 exons. The coding region runs from base 1 to 1815 and encodes 604 amino acids. NCBI's taxonomy places the organism in Eukaryota, Choanoflagellata, Craspedida, Salpingoecidae. The record is from RefSeq and is a predicted model, not a curated record.
AUGGCUCUGACUCUGACGAAUCAGAUGAAGAGAUUGAAGGCGAAUUGUAAGCCAUGGCGGUUUUUUUGUCGGACCGCGAACCUAUUUGACGUGUUCGCACCGCCCGUGUGCACUACGAAGAUUUUGGAUAAGAUCCGUCGUACGAACGUCCAGGAUGGCGAAGCUGGCGGUAUCACCCAGCAGAUCGGUUCGACUUACGUGCCCUGCGAGGAGAUCCAGAGGCAGUCCAAGACCUUGAAGAAAGCCCAGGGCUUUGACUUUAACGUACCAGGACUGUUGGUGAUCGAUACCCCUGGCCACGAGGCCUUUAGCAACCUUCGCUCUCGCGGAUCCUCUCUUUGUAACAUCGCCAUCCUUGUGGUCGACAUCAUGCACGGCAUCGAGCCACAGACGGCCGAGUCUAUUGAGCUUUUGCGUCGUCGCAAGGCCCCCUUCAUCAUCGCCCUCAACAAGGUCGAUCGCCUCAACGGCUGGAACUCGCUUAAAAAGCAAAAGCCUCACACCAUGCAAGAUUUUGAGACCCGUUGGAAUCAAGUCAAGGUUCAGUUUGCCGAGAAGUCGCUGAACGUUGAUCUGUGGUACAACAACAAAAACAUGAAGGAGUUUGUCAACGUGGUGCCAACCUCCGCACACACGGGUGAGGGUAUUCCGGACCUCCUCUUCAUGAUUGUCUACCUCAGCCAAAAAAUGCUGGCUCGUGACAUCGCGUUUUCGGAAGAGCUCGAGUGCACCGUGCUCGAGGUCAAGACCAUCCAGGGUUACGGUACCACCGUCGACGCAAUUCUGGCCAAUGGGCAUAUUCGGGAGGGCGACACGAUUGUUGUGAGUGGCCUAGAAGGCCCGAUCGUCACAACGGUUCGCUCAUUGCUGAUGCCAGCACCCAUGAAAGACCUUCGUGUGAAGAAUGCGUACACCACCAACAAGGAGGUCAAGGCCGCGCAGGGCAUUAAGAUUGCUGCCAAGGACUUGGAAAAGGCUGUGGCAGGCUUGCCUUUGGCGGUGGCCCGCCAUGCCUACGAGCUUCCCUAUUUGAAGGCCGAAGCCGAGGCCAACCUCGCCGCUACUCUCAACGCCAUCAAGACUGUCGACGAGGGCGUUGUUGUUCAGGCCUCAACACUGGGCUCUUUGGAGGCCCUCAUGACCUUCUUGAAUUCUGAGAAGAUUCCUGUUUCUGCUGUCAACAUCGGCCCCGUCUACAAGCGCGAUGUUUUCCGUGCCUCCAUCCAGCUUGAGCGCAACCCGAAAUAUGCCAUGAUUCUGGCCUUUGACGUUCCUAUUGAUCGUGAGGCGCAAGCAAUGGCCGAUAAGGAAGGCAUCAAAAUCUUCUCAGCUGACAUUAUCUAUCACUUGGAAGAGCGCUUCCGUGAACACAUGGAGGAAGUCAAGCAGCGGUUGCGUGAGCAGUUCAAAUUUGUGGCUGUGUUCCCCUGCCGAUUGCGUAUUCUGCCCGAACAUAUCUUCAAUGCCCGUGACCCCAUCGUGGUGGGUGUGCACGUUGAGGAGGGCGUGGUGCGCGAGGGUACCCCCUUGGUCAUUCCUGGCAAGGAAUUCUUGGAAAUUGGCGUCAUCGCAUCACUCGAGUUUGACAACAAAACUGUCGACUUGGCCUACAAGGGCCAGGACAUUUGCAUCAAAAUUCAGCCCACGGGUGCCGAGAAACGCAUGUAUGGCCGCCACUUUGAUCACACGGACGAAUUGGUCAGCAAGAUUUCUCGCGAGUCAAUCAAUGCUUGCAAGGAUCACUUCCGUGAUGACUUGAAGAAGGAUGACUGGAAGUUGAUGGUCAAGCUGAAAAAGCUGUUCCAAAUUUUGUAGUUUCUUCAUGUUUAGUUUUCGUUCACUGUCCAUCACCCACACUUGGUGUGUGUGUGUUUCCUUUCUACUCCUUGCUCCUUUUGGGAGCCGAGCUGGUGCCUCCUUGCCAUGUUAUUGUUCGCCAUUCAUGUGUUUGUUUCUCUCUCUCUCUUUUUUUUUUUCUUCUUUUGCUUGUUUCAUAUUCUGCUUUUGCCUUGGAGGCACCACAUGCGCGUGCGCAACCAAAUUCUUGUUGUCCCCCUUUUUUUCAAGUCCACCUGGUUUGUGGCCGUGGCCACUUUGUUGCGCGUGGCUUGGACGCAGCUGAAAUCGAUUAAUGCUGCC